AUGCCAUCUAACCAUCCAGAGUCCCCACCGGACUUCAACUUCAUUCAAACUCCCCCGGCGUCUAAGCAGUCAAAGCCUGAAUUUGACUGUGGUGUGCGAACGACUCUGUAUUCCGCCAUCAAGAAUGCUCCUGUCCCAGCCGAUUCACCCGGAAGUGACAGUUUCUCUAACGGCUUAAUGGUAUUCUUCAUUGCUUCGGUACCCUGGUAUCUUGCGCGUCAGCUAGGAGAAGGAGGACUAUAUUUGACCUUAUUUAUUGCCCUCUUCACAACUAUUCCCGUGAUAAUGCUUUUUUGGUCCGUUUCCUCGUCACUCUCUCCACGCAAGAAUGAAAAGGUCAAGUACGCAGGUCGUCCUGUUGAGUAUUACCUGGAGUUCCACGACGAGUUGGACCGGGCCACAUAUCGUGGCAAACACAAGAUCCCUAUGGAAACAUUCUACGAAAAAUAUUUCAAUGGCGAUGUCUCCUUCAAAGAUGAUGCCUUGGAAUGCCUCGAAUACCGUCAUGAUUGGGCAAAUUUCAAAUUCACAAUGGGUCUUUUCAAGCACUUCCUCGUGAGCUUUAUCCCGCAGCUACUAAUACACAAUCGCUCUCAAGAUGAAGAGCAAGUACGUGGUCACUAUGACCGUGGGGAUGACUUUUACUCAUGGUUUUUGGGCCCGCGUAUGAUUUAUACCUCAGGAAUUGUCAGCGACAUUCAUACCGAGGAAACGCUGGAGAAACUUCAGGAUAAUAAAUUGGCCAUAGUCUGUGAGAAGAUCAACCUCCAAAAAGGAGACGAAGUCCUCGACCUAGGCUGCGGAUGGGGUACACUGGCGAAGUAUGCUUCGGUCCACUACGGCGCCAGAGUCACAGGCAUCACACUUGGUCGCAACCAGACUCUUUGGGGAAACAAGAGGCUAAGCGAAGCUGGAAUUGACAAGUCGCAAAGCCAAAUCUUUUGCUCUGACUACCGUGAUUCCCCACGUGCUAGUGGUGGCAAAGGCUAUCAGAAAAUCACAUGCCUUGAGAUGGCAGAGCACGUCGGUGUCCGCCACUUUUCAUCAUUUUUAGGCCAGGUAUACGAUAUGCUUGAGGAUGAUGGGGUGUUCUUCCUCCAAAUUGCCGGUCUCCGCAAGCCCUGGCAGUACGAAGAUCUUAUUUGGGGCCUUUUCAUGCAUAAAUAUAUUUUCCCUGGUGCUGAUGCCAGCACACCUUUGGGUUUUGUGGUUGGUCAUCUGGAAGCUGCUGGCUUUGAAAUCAAGAGCAUUGAUAACAUCGGUGUUCAUUACUCUGCCACUCUUUGGCGCUGGUAUCGUAACUGGCUCGGUAAUCGUGAGAAAGUCGAAGCCAAAUAUGGAGCGAGGUGGUUCCGCAUUUGGGAAUACUUCCUUGCCGCCUCCACCAUUACCUCUCGACAGGGCGGUGCCACAUGCUGGCAGAUCACCCUUGUUAAAAAUAUUAAUUCAACUCAUCGAAUUGAAGGCCUUGGUACACAGUUUGGAAUUAAUGGCGCACUCCAGGCUGCUAUUAACCGCACCGGGGCCCUAGCAAGUAGCCAUUUGAAAUGA
Penicillium arizonense is the source of this 1551-nucleotide messenger RNA. RefSeq lists its product as uncharacterized. NCBI's taxonomy places the organism in Eukaryota, Fungi, Ascomycota, Eurotiomycetes, Eurotiales, Aspergillaceae. Bases 1 to 1551 code for a protein of 516 amino acids. Gene Ontology annotation, biological process: cellular response to biotic stimulus. The record is from RefSeq and is a predicted model, not a curated record. The transcript has 4 exons.